Messenger RNA from Rubroshorea leprosula, 664 nucleotides. The record is from the annotation of a GenBank genome assembly. NCBI's taxonomy places the organism in Eukaryota, Viridiplantae, Streptophyta, Magnoliopsida, Malvales, Dipterocarpaceae.
CUCACCACCUCCCAGAUCCUCGCGAAAGUUCUCCCCUCCGGCGGUGGGGAUGCCGAGAACCUCUAGCGCAUCCUCUGUAUGCUCACUAGCUAUGGUGUGUUCGUGGAGGUACUGCAUGAUACUGACCGUGCAGAGAGAAAAUACUCACUAACUGAGAUCGGGAAGAUGCUCAUCAUUGACGCGACGGUCUUUCCUGCGGGUCUUACGUGCUCCAGCACCUCCAGGACGAGCUAAUGAAAGCAUGGCCAUUGGUUCAUGAGGCGGUGGUGGAUCCGACAUCAAAACCAUUCGUGAAGGUGAACGGUGAGCCGGCGUACACUUACUACGGAAAAAGGCCGGAGAUGACUGGGUUGAUGCAGAAGGCUAUGUCGGGAGUCUCCAUGCCUUUCAUGAAAGCAAUGCUAGAAGCCUACAGUGGGUUUGAUGGGAUCCAGCGCCUGGUUGACGUCGGCGACAGUACCGGGCAUUGCCUGAGGAUGAUUUGUCCAGGUGGCUUGUCCAUCUUAGCAUAAAAAAUGCCACAUCAGACGCAAAAAAGGGGUGGGUUAAUGGACUGUUAAAAGCUAACGGAAGAAUGGUGCUAGGGGGUGAUUUGCCACUGAAAGUGAGUUGAGGGGGUGAUUUGCCACCAGUAGGUGAGUUAAGGGGGUGAUCUGCACCUUUU